Fonsecaea erecta is the source of this 1080-nucleotide messenger RNA. RefSeq lists its product as hypothetical. Gene Ontology annotation, biological process: NADPH regeneration. The coding region runs from base 1 to 1080 and encodes 359 amino acids. Gene Ontology annotation, molecular function: oxidoreductase activity; nucleotide binding. The transcript is spliced from 3 exons. Gene Ontology annotation, cellular component: cytoplasm. The record is from RefSeq and is a predicted model, not a curated record. NCBI's taxonomy places the organism in Eukaryota, Fungi, Ascomycota, Eurotiomycetes, Chaetothyriales, Herpotrichiellaceae.
AUGGGGUCGUAUGUGGAAUCCAACGGCAAGAUUCUCAACAUCGCAGUGGCCGGCCUGGGGCGGAUGGGCAAACGCCACGUUGCAACCCUCCUCAACCGCGUCCCUCGGGCCCGAGUGGUCGCUGUCUGCAGCGCAGCUCCCCACGAGACAGAGUGGGCCCGCGGUAACGAGGACUACGUCGACUUCGGCAUCAAGGUCUACGACAGCUAUGAAGACAUGUUAAACCAUCCGGCCUUGCAAGCGGUCUGGAUCUCAACGAGCACGGACGUGCACGCCACCCAGACUAUCAAGGCCGUGGAAAAGGGACUUCAUGUCCUAUGCGAGAAACCACUGAGCACGGAUUUAGAUGAAGUGUCGGCCGCGAUAGCUGCCGCCAAAUCCCACCCCGAGCUGAAAGUGAUGGCCGGCUUCUCGCGGCGCUUCGAUGCGUCCUACCGUGACGCAUACCAAAAGGUCAAAUCCAACGCCAUUGGCGAGGCAUACCUGGUCCGCAGCAACACGUGCGACCUGCUAGACGAGACGGGGUUCUUCGUCGCGUACGCGAAGCGCAACGGCGGCAUCUUCGUCGACUGCACGAUCCACGACAUCGACCUCGCGCUGUGGUUCAUGGACGGGCCCGCCCCCAAGUCCUGCUUCGCUGUGGGCACGCUGAAGCAUCACCCGGAGCUGGCCGAGAGCCAGGACGUGGACAACGGGGUUGGCGUGGUCGAGUUCCACGGCGGCAAGAUCGCCUACUUUCACGCCUCGCGCACCCAGGCCCACGGCCACGACGUCUGCACCGAGAUCAGUGGCAUACAGGGCAAGAUCAUGGUCAACGUCAUCCCCAAGGCCAACAACGUGGUCGUCGCGGACCGCACGGGCAUGCGGCACGAGGUCCAGCCGGAGUACUGGCAACGGUUCGAAGACGCCUUCGCCACCGAGGCCCAGGAGUUUGUCGCCUCCGUCCUCGAGAACAAAGAGGUGCCCGUGCCUCUGGAGUCCGGGUUCAUGGUCAUGAAGAUCGGCCGCGCAUUGCAGGAGAGUUUGCUGACGGGCAAAGUGGUGAAGUUUGACGAACAAGGCAAGAGGAUUGAGGAGUGA